This is a messenger RNA of Trypanosoma cruzi, 900 nucleotides long. RefSeq lists its product as uncharacterized. Bases 1 to 900 code for a protein of 299 amino acids. The record is from RefSeq and is a predicted model, not a curated record. NCBI's taxonomy places the organism in Eukaryota, Euglenozoa, Kinetoplastea, Trypanosomatida, Trypanosomatidae. The transcript has a single exon.
AUGCGAAGCCGCACCUCUGCUAGUAAAGGGGGGAAGUCGAGUAAUCGACAUAAGGGAGACGUGGGUGCUGUCCCAGAGAAUUUUUUAAUUGCCACAAAUGAUGUUAACUCCAUCAUAACUUCUCAUCCACUGGCAAUGAAUUUCGUUGUGCCUGGGUGGAAUUCUAUGGAUACGUCGGCUCUUUCUUUUCGUCCCAUUUCAAACAACACUGGUGUCACGCCGUUUUUGAACAAUAAUCCCGCUCCAAACAUUCCCGGUGUAUUGCAGAACCAUAUUUUGCCCACAACACUGUCGCAAUCGGUGGUUGCCCCCGUCCCGCAGGUCAAUUAUUAUGUUAUUGGGGCUCCUCCAAACGGAUUUCAGGGCCUUCCACCAAAUCAAAUAAAUAGCAAGGUAUUUUCUGCACCCGCAGUCAAUGGGGGUGGCAAUGGAACUGGGAAUGGCGGUCUCGGCAACUCGGGGACUUCUUUUCCAUCAAGUUUGUCGGAUUUUGUUGCUUCCUAUAACGCGGUUCCGCCGCCCCCAAAACUCCCUGAGGGAGUUUCACGCUGUUCUACUUGUCUCUCGCCUAUUGGUGCGAUGGAGCCUGUUUUUUUGUUUCCCCAAGACAACACGGUGAUGUGCAUGCGUUGCAGUAAUCAGCGAGGUGCUUGCGGGGAUGCGGCGCAGGCCACAAGGGGAAUGACACCGUUUAUUGUGCCCCAGUCGAACUUGGGUGGCUCUUCACAUCCGCCUGCAGGAAACCCAGCGAUGUUCCUGCACACACUUCCGCCGUACACGUCUCAGUCUCAUUCUCAAAAUCCAUUGAUUCCACAGAUACCGCAACAACCAUUACCGCCUCCGCCGCUGGCGCAACAACAGCAGGGCUACAGCGUAAACAAUGGCUGGCAAUAUGUGUAA